This is a messenger RNA of Prunus armeniaca (apricot), 1113 nucleotides long. NCBI's taxonomy places the organism in Eukaryota, Viridiplantae, Streptophyta, Magnoliopsida, Rosales, Rosaceae. The record is from the annotation of a GenBank genome assembly.
AUGGCACCAUUUCUUGCUCCCAACCUCAUCACCAUCAUCAUGAUCACGAUCAUCACAACCUCACCGCAACUCGUUCUGACUCACCCGAACCUCAUCCCUCCCCACCUCUCCCAACUCGACACGUGGAUCGUCCACAACAUUAGGGACUACGCCAACCGCAAGGCCACCCAAGCCACUCUCCGCUUCGACUCUAAAUUGCUCUCGGCCGAGUACGCCGUCAAAAUAAUAACCGUCAAGAAAGACGGCACCGGAGACUUCAAAACAGUCACUGACGCCGUCAACAGCAUUCCGUCGUGGAACACGCGUCGCGUCGUGCUGUUCAUCGGCGGGGGUGAGUACAGAGAGAAGAUUCUGGUCGACGCGUCGCGGCCGUUCUUGACCUUUUACGGGGAUAAGAACGACGUGCCGUCGAUCACUUUUGACGGCACGGCGUUGAAGUAUGGGACGUGGGAUAGUGCCACGGUGGCAGUCGACGCCGACUACUUCGUGGCCGUCAACAUUGCGUUCGUGAAUUCGGCUCCAAUGCCGGACGGGAAGAGGCCGGGGGCUCAGGCGGUGGCGAUGAGAAUAUCAGGGGACAAGGCAGCGUUCCACAACUGCAGGUUCAUAGGGUUUCAGGACACGUUGUGUGACGAUAGGGGGAGGCAUUUCUUCAAGGACUGCUACAUCCAAGGCACCGUUGAUUUCAUCUUCGGCAAUGGCAAAUCCCUCUACUUGAACAAUAGGAUACGUUCAGUGGCAAAUGGAAUGGGGGUGAUAACAGCACAUGCAAGGGAAGAUGCGGCAGACGACAGUGGGUUUGCCUUUGUGCAUUGCAACAUAACAGGUACAGGUGACACAUUUCUUGGGAGGGCUUGGAGGGACAGAGCUAGGGUUGUGUUUGCUUACACGAACAUGGGAUCUCUCAUCAACAGCCAAGGAUGGUCUGACGCCAUGCACUCUGAGCGCGACAAGACUGUGUAUUAUGGAGAGUACAAGUGUAUGGGACCGGGUUCGAGCUCAACGGGUCGGGUCAAGUAUGCAAAGAUGUUAUCUGAUGAAGAAGCAAAGCCCUUCCUCAGCAUGACUUUUAUCAGAGGAUCAAAGUGGGUUCUCACACCUCCCAAGCUCUGA